This is a messenger RNA of Epinephelus fuscoguttatus (brown-marbled grouper), 3624 nucleotides long. Its product is annotated as glucocorticoid-induced transcript 1 protein. Bases 227 to 1693 code for a protein of 488 amino acids. The record is from RefSeq and is a predicted model, not a curated record. Gene Ontology annotation, biological process: podocyte development. NCBI's taxonomy places the organism in Eukaryota, Metazoa, Chordata, Actinopteri, Perciformes, Serranidae. Gene Ontology annotation, cellular component: cytoplasm. The transcript has 9 exons.
AGCAGCCAGUAGUCUUGCCGAAACAACUGUCAUUUAUGAUGGGGAAGACAGAGCGAGAGCUGGAAAACGCCAAAUAAACCUUUCAAGAAGUAUCAAAAACAACUUUUAAAGUUACUUGUGUUGUGUUUAAAGCUCACGUCGGCAUGUGUUAGUAACUUACAGAGAGGCAGCAACUUUGGCACCACGUCUUUCUCACCGCGAUAGGAAUUACAGCCAGUUUCGGAGGAUGUCAGCCCCCAGCAACUCGCUCCAGCAGCCGAGGGUGAGACGCAGCAAUGCGGGCUCCCCCGGCUCGUUCAACAACAGCAGCUGCCGUUUGCACCCCAUCCGUGCCACCGUGCCCUACCAGCUCCUGCGUGGGGGUCAGAGCAGCCCGACGCGGUCUCAGACCCUCUACGGUGGAGCCACGAACAGCCGAGGCUCGAGUCCCCCCUCCAGCCCGUCACUCAGCUCAGGAAGUGCAAAUGCUAAGCAAAGACUGUCCCCCGAAAACAAGGACUCCUCCUGUGCCCCAGACUCUCCAGUCUCCAGAGAAAGGUCCAAGUUACAGGUUCGGAGUUCUAGUGCCAUCCGGCGGACAUCUUCCCUGGACGCCAUCACGGGGCCAUACCUCACCGGCCAGUGGCCUCGGGACUCCCACGGACCCUACCCUUCCUGUAUGAAAGACAAAGCCACACAGACUCCAGGUCUCUGGAUUGAUGAGGGAGCAGAACAGGGAAGUCCUCACCAGCGGUCAGCUUCCUGGGGCAGCGCAGACCACCUCAAAGAGCAGAUUGCUAAACUGAGACUGCAGCUGCAGCGCAGCAAACAGGUCAGCCGGCAGAGCAAAGACAGGGAGCAGAGCUCACUGCAGCUGCAGCAACAGGCGCAGCAUGGCACUGCAUGCCAACCGCAGUUCAAGGGAACUUCAUCAGCCCUGUCAACAAUCCCUGUGCCAAAAUCCCUCAUAUGCAGAGUGCCGAGCAGUGUGGAGGGCAUCAGCCAUGAGCUGGAAAAUGUGUUUAUCAGAGAGGACUGGGAGCAAGGGAUACAGGCCAUGGAUGCGGUAGAUGGCCGCCGCGCCCCUUUCCCUCCUCAUCACUACAGCAGCAGUGACACACGUGACACAGACACACAGGCCCCUUCAAGUGGUGACUCCAGCCCCUCGCCCCGCCCCUGCAGCUCCGACCACGUCCACUCUCCUGAUGGAAGCCCGUGCUCUGCAGAGGACAUCGACAAAGACAGUGUGUGCAGUUCUCCUCUCCCCAAGUUUGCCACAUCUCCCAAACCUAACAACAGCUACAUGUUCAAGCGGGAACCUCCAGAGGGCUGUGAGAAGGUCAAAGUGUUUGAGGAGAUGGUGUCUGGCAAAUCAAAAGGCUUCCCUCUCUUCUCGUGCCCUGACAAAAACAAGGUGAACUUCAUUCCCAGGGGCUCGGCCUUCUGCCCCGUCAAACUCCUCUGCUCCUCCCUCUUCUCCCCCGUCUCUCCCUCAUCCUGCUCCUCCGCCAACCUCGGUCUCCAUGGCAACGACAGCCCAGGGCCUCAGGUGACCCCGACUCUGCCCACUGCACCACUACCUACCUUUCCGGCCUCCGCUGACUGGAGCACCGACACAAGCACAGGCAUGAAAACAGACAAUAGCACAGACAGCCAGAGCCCCGACACAGACGUGGGGAAAGAUGGCUCAGGACAAGUUCUCCUCACCAGCUAGUUCUCAGGUAUUCAUAACCAAACCACCUACAGCUGAAACAUUACAGCUGCUCAGGUGGUGUGGUUUUAAAACAAAAAAAAGGCAAAACAAAAACAAACAAAAAAAUAUUCGCACUCCGUUAAUCCUAACGUUAGCCAGCAGGGACUGCCCGAGGUCUAGACAUGACAAACAAAAGUACGAUAAUGGUACCGGCGUCCUGCCGUACACGCCUGAUGGUUUGGUCAGAAAUGUGCUGACCUUGGGCACAGCCUCCUGUCACCCAUCACUAACCUAGCCUUCUCCUCCGUACCCUGACAACACCCCUAACAAAAAUAGCUUUGCUUUCUUUUGCAAAAAAAAAAAAAAAAAAAAGGUAGAAAUGACUGCUCACAUGAUUGUGUCACGAGGUGCCGGCAGUUUAUCGAGAUGAAAUUAAAAAGGAAAAAUCUCUCACAAGAGACAGCUAUGAGAAACACAUUCUACUCAUGUUAUCUAACCAGCUUAUUAGCUGUUCAGUGUUCAGCGAGCUAACAUCUUAAGUACAUACACGUAAGCUUUUUGACAGGAUGGAAAUGCUCGGUUUAUGUAUUUAGCAUAUCAGGAUGUCUCACAGUCAGAAUACAUCGCCCCACAUUAACCACAAUGUUUGCACUUGUUAAGACAUGGCUCAGAAUGAUACAGGCCAUGGCCUAUUUUUUUAUUUGUUUAUUUUAAAGUAUUUGUAGCACAAUGUCUUUGUGAAACCAGCAGUUUGCUUGAUGCUCCACCCAACAGGCCGACAAGCCAAGACCUAGAUCUGCAUUCUAGUCUGAUCCCUAUUAAAACUCGGUUAGCUCAACACAAAAAAUGCAAAAUAUCAGCUGUUUUUCAGCGAUCAAAUAACCAAUCACAAAGCACACAACUCCCCCAUUGCCUUGUUUUAUUGCCCCACACUACACAGAACAAUAACUCAGGUCAUGUGGAAUGUACUUGCUUGGACUAUGUUGCCUUUCCCCAGUGUUUAUGACUUUCUUCUACAGAAAGACAUUCCAGUCUUUUGCAGAAAUGUUUUAUUUUUUCCCCCUGGAGAGGGAGAUUAUAACGGACUGAAUCAACCGAUUGGUGUCACAGCUUGUGACAAGUGACUUUUGCGUUAACCUCUUCAGGUUAGAGUUUCAGGUGCUAUGACACAUUCCAGAGAUCGCUGUUGCUUUAGUCAACCGUGACUACUCGUGUAAGCCGAACUAGCUACAUAAGCUACACCCUCACAAAUUGACAGAUAUGUCGUUUGUUUCUCCCCUUUGUUAAAUAUGUACCAAAGCAAACUGCAGAAUGAUGACAGGCCUGUCAUGUAUUUGGGACGCAGGAGGCACUGUUUUUGUGCCAGAAGCAGAAUGUUUAUGUGCAUUUGGUUUAUAAACACUUCAGCUACAUACAAACACUGGUUCAGAGUGUUUCAAACACAGGCGAUAAUCGUUGGACCAAGCCUAAGCACUUACUUGGAAGUGAGAUGAUAAUCACUAUUUUUUAUUUUAGACCAACUUGUAAGUUAAAACAAUCAGAACUUGAGUGUGCAAUUGAUUUUUUUGUUUGAAGUAACGCUACACUAACAGUUUUUGUGUAACACAGUUUGGCUCAAUAUAGAGAUCCAACCAGAUGUGCCCUAACGUUACCUGCACAAGUUUAACACCAGAACAUAUUUAAAAAACAAAAAACAAAAAAACUUGACUGAUGUAGACCAGGUAAACUUUGAACUAGUAAAUGUUUCAUUCCAAAACUUUGGUCUAUCAAGCCACUUACUUGCACAGAAUCACAAGUAUGAACAAUAUGCAACACAUUCCACACAAAUUAAGUUGAGAUACUCUCUUCUGCUUGCAGCUCCAAGAGUUUCAAUCAUACUAAUUCUGAUUUUAUUCACAAGCUCAUUGUGCAGUGCAGUUAAGAAAUGGUUGCCAUGUUUGGCAAUGGUGAUU